AUGGCGGAUGAACUUACGGCGCCGCCUGUACUCUCUACGCCCGACACACAUAUCCUAGAUGAGCCUCUUCCGGAAUCUGCACGGCGUCCACUAGAGAAUUUGUCCGACGAGCAAUUCAAGACAAGGUACGAGAUUAAAAGGACGAUCAACGAAAUCAAGCAGCGAAGAUGGAGGCGUGUGGCACUGCAAUUUCCUGACCAGAUGCUCCCCCAUUCAGCAAGAGUCUACCAACUUUUGGCCAGGGGACUGCAAGAACAGGCAAGGACACCAGCUGGAAUGCACACAAAUGGCACAAGCAAUGGAACUCCAACUCCAGAGGAUCCCGAUUUGUCUGGACUUUCUAUCAACACGAAAUCGGUCAUGCUCACUAUACUGGGCGAUACCUCCUAUGGCUCCUGCUGUGUGGAUGAGAUUGCUGCUGAGCAUGUCGACGCAGACGCCGUCGUCCACUAUGGCAGGGCUUGUUUAUCGCCAACUGCAAGAUUACCUGUAUUGCACAUCUUCACUACGAUGGAUCUAGAAGCGGACGAUGUGGUCACGUCUUUCCAGACAGCGUUUCCGGAUCAGGAGGCAAAGGUGGCUUUAACAGCUGACGUCCCUUACGCUGCGCAUGUACAGCCACUCUUCGAAAAGCUACAAAAAGCGGGUUACUCGAACUUAUUUGCUGCUUCAAUUGUCCACGAUCCGUCUUCAUUAAUCCCGAAUCGGACAGUUCCACCUUCGGUGAUAGAAAACCCUUCAUCCUUGUCAGAAUGGAGUCUCUUCCAUAUCUCCGACCCACCUACGUCCCUGCUCUUGACACUCCAAUCCCGUAUGGCCAGCAUAAGAGUCUAUCCCACCAACACCAUACACUCCCCUUCGAAUUUUACAGCUAGCUCUUCCGCUGUGGAGACGUCAACGGCUCAACUUCUCCGCCGCCGCUACGCCCUCGUGACCUCCCUUACCACCGUCCCGACUUGGGGGAUCCUAGUCAACACGCUGUCUGUCAAGAAUUACCUGUCCGUUCUGUCCCACAUUCAAUCCCUCAUCUCCAACGCGGGCAAAAAGUCGUACCUCUUUGUUGUCGGCAAACUUAAUCCCUCAAAACUCGCAAAUUUCUCCGAGAUCGGAGGGUGGGUGGUGAUUGGGUGCUGGGAGAGUUCGCUGGUGGACAGUAAGGAGUUUUAUAGACCGAUUAUUACGCCAUUCGAGUUGGAGAUGGUUUUGAAGGGGGAUGAGCAGAGGGUAUGGACUGGGCAGUGGAGGGGUGACUUCCAGGGGGUGUUGGAGGAUGUAGAGAGGCGGAAGGAGAAUGAAGAUGGACAGGCUGAAACUUCGAAUGGAUAUGCCGAUGCAAACGAGAACCGCGAAGGCGAGCUUGACCCGGAUUCCGAAUCAGAGUCCGAGCCGCCCGAGUUCGACCUUCGAACGGGCAGAUAUGUCUCCCGCACACGGCCGAUGCAGAGAUCUCGACGGCCAAUUUCGUCCAUGUCUAACCCGGACUCCAAUUCCAACGCUUUGCGGCCUUCGACUGCACUGACCAAACGAUCGAGCGGCGCCAUGAUUACUGUGGGCGGUGUCGCCUCCCCGGCCGCUGAAUAUCUCGCGCAGAAACGUACUUGGCGCGGCUUGGGCAGCGAUUUUGAGGUCAAAUACGAGGAAGAUGAGGCAGAGGCGGGCAGCGUCAUUGAGGAAGGAAGGACGGGUGUUGCGAGAGGGUACACGGUUGGAGAAGAGUCUGGGAAAACUUGA
Cladophialophora psammophila CBS 110553 is the source of this 1731-nucleotide messenger RNA. RefSeq lists its product as uncharacterized. Gene Ontology annotation, molecular function: 2-(3-amino-3-carboxypropyl)histidine synthase activity. The transcript has a single exon. NCBI's taxonomy places the organism in Eukaryota, Fungi, Ascomycota, Eurotiomycetes, Chaetothyriales, Herpotrichiellaceae. The coding region runs from base 1 to 1731 and encodes 576 amino acids. The record is from RefSeq and is a predicted model, not a curated record. Gene Ontology annotation, biological process: protein histidyl modification to diphthamide.